AUGGCAAUUAUCAUUGCCGCAUGCACCCUCAUCAUCAUCUUAGCCAGCAUCUGGAUUGUGAAACAACGAUACCAGGCCACAAGACGGUUGCCGUUAUCCCCUGGACCACCUGGACGUUGGCUAUUAGGAAAUGCAAUGCCAAAGUCAUAUGUGCCGUUUCAAUUUGUGAAAUGGAUAGAACAAUACGGACCUGUGUUCUCGCUCAAACAAGGCCAUAGGAUUUUCGUAGUUAUAGGACGCCAUCAGGCUGCGGUGGAUAUCAUGGAAAAACAGGGAGCAAAUGUUGCCGACCACCCACAUUCUAUUUCAGUGCAAGAGACGUUGUCUGGUGGGUUGAGAAUGCACCUUGAGGACAGUAAUGAGAGAUGGCGCCGGAUGCGCAGACCUAUGUAUGAGCCCAUGCAGACCAGGCAUGCAAAGAAUCUGGUUCUAGAUAUCUUAAAUGAUCCAAAGAACCACCAGAGACAUGCCAUGCGUUAUUCAGCUUCCGUGAUCAUGCCCUUUGCCUAUGGAAAAAUCACUCCGACUUCAUAUACAGAUCCUGAAGUCGUUUCCAUCAACAUGUUUUCUGCGUGUUUUGGUCAAGCUAUGAAGCCGGGAGCAUAUCUUGUGGAUGCGUAUCCCAUCUUGCGUUUCGUCCCAGGCUACCGGAGUCAGCUGAAUGCAUGGCACAAAGAAGAACUUACUUUCUAUGACGGGCUGUUAGAUGCAGUGCGAAGACAGAUGCGUGAGGGGACUGCAAGGCCAUCCUUUGCGAGGUUCAUAUUAGAGCACCAGAAACAGUAUCAGCUCGAAGAUAAGGGACUGGGAUACCUUGCAGGUGUGAUAUUUGGGGCCAGUUCUGAUAUGACUGUGUCUGCAAUCACAAUUAUGAUGAUGGCUGCUGCCACUCAUAUGGAUGUGCAGGCUCACGUACAAGAGGAACUCAAUAAUGUCGUGGGGCGUACACAGCUGCCAACAUUUGAUGAUCAGGAAAUGCUGCUGCAGGUUACCGUGUUUAUGCUCGAGAGUCUCAGGUGGAGACCUGUCUGUAUUGGAGGCUUUGCACAUCGCGCGAGUAAGGACAUCAUUUGGAACAAAUACCUCAUUCCAGCAGUUGCAACUGUUAUUGGGAACCAUUGGGCCAUCGCAAACCACCCUGAAGUCUUUCCAGAACCACAGACAUUUAAUCCUCAGCGUUGGAUUGAUGAUGCAGGUCAUGUGCGCGAUGAUCUCCGAGUGUGUCCCAGUCAACAUCUCGCGAAUUGGUCGGUCUUCGUCAACACGGCUCUUAUUCUGUGGGCUUUCCGCCUUUUGGAGAAUCCUGCAUCAAAGAUCGACACACUUGCAUUCUUGGACACUGCAAACAAGACUCCGACAUGGUAG
This is a messenger RNA of Suillus fuscotomentosus, 1365 nucleotides long. RefSeq names its product cytochrome P450. Bases 1 to 1365 code for a protein of 454 amino acids. Gene Ontology annotation, molecular function: heme binding; oxidoreductase activity, acting on paired donors, with incorporation or reduction of molecular oxygen; iron ion binding. The transcript has 11 exons. NCBI's taxonomy places the organism in Eukaryota, Fungi, Basidiomycota, Agaricomycetes, Boletales, Suillaceae. The record is from RefSeq and is a predicted model, not a curated record.